CGUCCCGCCGCACCGGGAGUCCUCACCGCUCCUCCGCCGCACGCGCUGAUCACCGUACACACUGAGCCAAUCCCAGCUCAGCCCACGAGCCAAGCAGGAAGGAAGGCAGGCGGGCUGGCGCGCGCACCGCUCGGUUUGUUUCAGCACGGUGAAGAAGAAGUGAAAUUUGACUUGAAGCUUGUUCUGUGAAAGCAGUGUGAGUAAGGACUCACACUGGACUAUUUGUCCAGAGUCUGCAUGUCAGCCUGUGUGCCUCCAUGAUAAGCACCACAUUCUCCUUCUAGACACUUCCCCUUCCAGCCUGGCUCCACAGAGUCAGUGUGUGUCUUGGCUCUGUCUGCCAGAGCUAAUGACGACAAGACCGGACCGCCUCGGCAUGGAGAGGACGUGGACCACUAGGUCAAAGGAGCUGUCGCUCGGCCUGACAGCACCGGGUGUUCCACCGCUGAGCUUGAGCUAAAUUGACGGUUCGGUGGAGGGUGAGAAAGAAAGAAGGGAGAACGAAAGGAGUGAAAGAUGGAGAUAUAGUGAUAGAGGAUGUAAGACAGAUGGAUGAAAAGAAGGGAAAUGAUGGAUGAAAGUGCGAGAGAGAAAACAAAUAAGAGGCCACAAAGUAAAUAUGACAAUAAAUAAAAUAUUAAGGAACAAUACGGUCAUGUUUUAAACUAUAACAUUAUAGAUGGGUGACUGCAGUUCUCUUAGGGGGGACCUCUGCAAAUUUUUACACAUUGAAAUGUGUUAACAAGUCUUAGGGACUACUACUGCAUAUGGAAAAAAGUAGUGUAAAAUAUUUUGUUGCUUCAGAGGAAGUUGCACGUAAUCUGGUUAAUUGCCCUGACUGUGACUGAUGUCACUUAGUGAUUACAUGCAUUGUCAGUAAUAUAGGCACUAGGUCUAGAAGAGGAAGAUAAAUGCACACAUUAAAAAUGGUGAUUUCUCUGGUUCUGCUGUUCUGCUUUUGAUUAUUUAAUUUAAACCUACCAUGAUGAUUCCAACACUGUUAAAUGAGGAUCAAAGUAAAGACUGAAAGCCUGAUUUUAAAAACCUGCUGCCUACACUACCCAGAUUCCAAUUUAGCCAAUGGUGGAGCACCAGUGCCUCUGGUCAAUUUUCAAAUUAAAACACCCUGUACUGACUUGGCAUCUAUAGCACGACAAAGUUGGAAAUAUCAACAGACAAAAACAGAAACAAUUUAGCAGUGGACUGCUUUUUAAAACCUGCCACUGACAUUACCCACAAUGCAACAUGGCCAGUAUGUGACUUUACUGGAGGAAAUGUCAGAUUACAUGCAGCUUCCUCUGGAGGAACUAAACACUGUAUACUACUUUUUCAAGAUACAUAGUAGUAUUCACCAAGAGCUGUAAACACACUCUGUGUAAAAUUGGUGGAUUACCCUUUAAUUUAGAUGAACAAAUCUGCAAUAUAAUCAGUUUUUGGCAGAAGUUUUGACAGCCAAUCAUGCAUGCUUCAUAACUGUUACUGACAAGUGUUUUUCUUAUCUGAUUUGGUCUGAUUUUAAACAGGACUGCAAUACACUGUGAGGUGUUCUUUUUAUUUUGUGCGCACCUCUUGAAGUGUUGGGAUUGUGAUGCUAUGUAUAACCUGCAGCCUGAAAGCAUGACCUCAGUGCAGUCUGUAGAGGAUUUUAAGUCAAUCUGAGCAGACAUGAGCGCCCCCUGGUGAAACUUUACAGGAUUGCAUUGGCCAUAAAACAAUGCUGAAGUCUGUGAACUUCUGGUGGAGGAAGAACUCAGCCUCUUUACUGAAGUAACAGUACUGACAUCACAGUAUUUAUUUUGUACAAGUAAGAGUCAUCAACUAAAACUAAAGAAAAAAUAUUUGCAGUCAGUCAUUGUACAGUUUUAGGGUGCCCAUAGACAAUUAGUUUGUUUUGUUGGCUUGCACAUUUUAAAACACAUCUCAUAACAUAUAAGCUCUUGAAAUACUUUAUGAACUAAUGCACCGCAAUAACAAACGAACUCCCGCUUUGUGAGGUGCCGCGGGGACAGGACAGGAGGGGCCCAUGUUGUGGUCGGUUCCGGUCUGCGGUCAAAUGGGACGAUGCGGUCACUGGCUGGUCGGGCUGUACUCGUCGUUCACCCUGAGCCAAGUUUCUCGCCAUGUGUGCCUCUCUAUUGUGAGCAGGCAGCAGCUCCCUCUGCAGGGGGCCCAGCUGCUGCUGAAAGGGACGUCCUGGAUCGUUCCUGUGGAUCAGACCUCAGACUUGAGCCUGCUGAGUGUUUUGGUCUCUUCUCCGCUCUCUGUUGUCUGGCUCUCCAGUGUUUUUUGUUUUGUUUUUUUUACGCACACAAGUUACAGAGGAUACUGCAUGUUGCUCUAUGUCUUCUUACUCUCCUCCUGAUGGCCCUCAGGGGCCGAAAGAGCCACCACCACUACUCCCAUCUGGACCACACAAAAUAUCCCCCUCCUCCUGGCCCAACGCCGUGGCCCCUUGUUGGCAAUCUGCUGCAGAUGGGGGAACAGAUUCAUCUUUCUCUAACCAACUUGAGGCUCCAGUACGGUGAUGUUUUCAAGAUGCGUCUGGGCUCUUUGACUGUUGUCGUCCUAAGUGGAUACUCCACCAUUAGACAGGCACUGGUUCGGCAGGGAGACGCUUUCGCUGGCCGACCUGACCUGUUCACCUUUUCCGCUGUAGCCAAUGGGACCAGUAUGACCUUCAGUGAGAAAUAUGGACCGGCCUGGAUGCUUCAUAAGAAGCUGUGUAAGAAUGCCCUCAGGUCUUUCUCCCAGACUGAGCCCAGAGGAUCUGGUGCCACCUGCCUGCUGGAGGAGCAGGUCUGUGCUGAGGCGGCUGAGAUGGUGGAGGUUAUUCGGGAACAGGCCGCUGCUAAAGGAGAUAAGACAGGUGUAGAUCCAGUGAUGCCCCUGGUAACCUCAGUGGCAAAUGUGGUUUGUGCUCUCUGUUUCGGGAAACGGUAUGACUACAAUGACAAGGAGUUCCUCACGAUUGUUCAUAUCAACAAUGAGGUCCUGAGGAUCUUUGCAGCAGGAAACCUGGCCGAUUUUUUCCCCGUGUUCCGCUACGUUCCGAGUCCGUCUCUUAGGAAGAUGGUUCAGCACAUCCGCAGGAUGAAUGGAUUCAUGGAGCGGAGCAUUGAGGAGCACAUCAGUACCUUUGAUAAGAACUGUAUCCGGGACAUCACAGAUGCUCUGAUUGCACUUUGUGAGGACAGAGAUGAGAGUAAGGACAUGACCAUGCUCACCAACUCUCAGAUCAUUCACAGUGUCAUUGACAUCUUUGGAGCAGGAUUUGACACCAUCAUUGCUGGUCUACAGUGGAGCCUUUUGUACCUGAUCAAAUUUCCUGAUAUCCAGGACAGAAUACACCAGGAGAUAGACGAUCACAUUGGCACAGCCAGACUGCCCAGGUUCUCAGAUAAGCCCAAGAUGCCAUUUACAGAGGCAUUCAUAUAUGAAGUGUUUCGUCAUGCUUCAUAUGUCCCUUUCACCAUUCCUCACUGUACCACGAGAAACAUCACCCUGAAUGGAUAUUUCAUUCCCAAAGAUACAUGUGUGUUCAUUAACCAGUAUCAGGUUAAUCAUGAUAUAGAUCUUUGGGGCAAUCCAGACACAUUUCACCCUGAACGCUUCCUGGGAUCAUCAGGCACCCUCAACAAGGAGCUGACGGAGAAAGUUCUCAUCUUCGGCAUGGGGAAGAGACGCUGUCUUGGCGAUGGAUUUGCACGUUUGGAGAUGUUUGUCUUCCUCACUACGCUGCUCCACAGGCUGCGGAUUGAAAAUGUUCCAGGGCAGGAAUUGGAUCUUAGCACAGACUUUGGUCUGACUAUGAAACCGCGUCUGUACAGGAUUACCGUCUCCUCAAGGUUUUAGACCACCAAAAAACAAAUUAUGCUGAAUUAUUGUUGUUAUGAUGAUGAUGAUGAUGAUGAUGAUGAUGAUGAUGAUGAUGAUGAUGAUGAUUAUUAUUAUUAUUAUUAUUAUUGUUGUUGUUGGCCUUCGUCUUUGGCUUUUCUUAAGAUAUAGUACCUCAUAUCAUUGUUCACAGACUGGAGUUUCUGUUUUGGCAAAUGUGGUCACAAAAGGGAAAUAUACUGUAUGUACAAAAGUAUUUCUCAAAUUUUAGAAAUUGUCUAGAAAUAGGGUUGAAUAUUAACUAACUACAUGAUUAAAUUCAACACCAUAUUAACGAUAGUCUAGGGUCAUUCAAAGUGCUUCAGUGCUUGUACUUGGAAAGGCUCCCUCCUCCUUCCUGUCCCACCACAUUAAAAAUGAAACUAAAUUUAAAGCAGCGCCUCAUUAAAAGCUUUUAUCUCAAGCUAUUAGUUCCAGUUAAACACUGAGGGAGGGAGACACAGGCUGUUUCAGAUUGGAGAUCAGUGCUACAGGCGUCAAACUGUGUUCAUGCAGGGUUCAUCUUGGCUCUGUUGGUCCUCUCCUCCUUCUCCUUGCUUCAACUUUUUUCCUAUCUCCUCCUCACCAGUGGGGUUCCUUUCAUCCUCCCGCCCCCCUCAUGUCCUCAUCUUCUUCCUGCCCUCAUCUUUUUAUUCCAUAGCUCCUCCUUUUUUUGUAGCUUUAAGAUUCUCCUCGGCCGUCAGCACUGUGACCUCCCACACGCUCAGAUUAGACACAUCUUUGAGGGAGGUAAAGAGGACAGCGAAGUGUUGAGUCAGGCAUUUCUAAUUUCGUAAGCUAAAUCAUAAGAAGCGUGGCAGAAUGUGUAUGACUUAGAGAGGAGUCAAGCAGAAUUACUUAGUGGAACUUCAUCCUUAAAUGGCAAGUUUGAAAGUUAUCUUCACAACAACAUUUUCUCUCAAACUUUAAUCCAUCCUAGGAAAGUCUGCCGAGGGACCGUGAUCUUUUCUUGCAGAAUCCUACCUGUAGAUAACAUUUAUAGACACAGUCAUCUAGUGUGUUGUUAUAACAACUGGAUUCAACAUUUCACUAUUUAAUAUAUUAUAGGGAACUUAUUAAGCUCAUUUCCUGCACUACAUUUUUUAUUCUCAGAGCUUUGUAUGAUUAAUUGUUCAAAAAACAUUCCUUCUUCUAUAGACCCUUUAUGCAGCCCCUCAGUUCAUCCUCUGUCUGAAACAAGCCAUUAUAUCUCCAGUCUUCCCUUAAAGCCCACUUUCCUGAUUGGACAAACAUCCAGAAGCCAGUCAGCUUUACGUGUUGAUUAGCUAGUUAGCUCAGUUAGAUGUGCCGCUAGUUGACUACAGCUAGCAGAUUGGUUGAGGUGUUCAACCUCUAGUACAGGUGCUUUGAACCACUGGUAGAAGUGCUAUCACUUUGGUGUCCUUUGACUCGUACAGCAUCAGUAAAACUGUUUGAUCAGUAGUUCAUAACCAAUCGACUGCAUGGCAUUCUCGUCAGUAUUUGAGUUUAUUGCUAAUUUGCAAACUUUAGCAUGCUAACAUGCUGAAUUACAGUGGUGACCAUGGUGAACAUGGAACCCUCUAUUAGCUGAACAUCAGACAUUAGCAGUGGCAAUGUUAACAUGUUAGCAUGCUGAUGUUAGCAUUUAGCUCAAAGCACAGCAUUACUGUAGAGUGUCAAAAUUCAUUUUGAAAUCCCUGGAACUUUUGUGUGUGUGGCAUUAUGGUUUCUUCUUUCCUUUGUAAAAAAUGUUUGUAACUGUGAACAUGUCAAAUGACCUCUUUACAUUUUUAAGUUAAAUGUCAUUGUUUCAGUUAUUGAUGUCAACAGACCUCAUUGGAUAUUCUUGUGAAGAAAAUAACAGAUUAAGUGACACCAACUGACACUGACAUUAAAAUGUUGAAUAUUUUCAAGUAAAACAGUAGUUUGAAUGUCACUUCUAACAAUUUCUUUGUAUAAUGAAAAUCAUAAUAUCUUGUAAUUUGAAAAUAAAA
Messenger RNA from Acanthopagrus latus (yellowfin seabream), 5849 nucleotides. RefSeq names its product cytochrome P450 1A1. The transcript is spliced from 10 exons. The coding region runs from base 2062 to 3852 and encodes 596 amino acids. NCBI's taxonomy places the organism in Eukaryota, Metazoa, Chordata, Actinopteri, Spariformes, Sparidae. The record is from RefSeq and is a predicted model, not a curated record. Gene Ontology annotation, biological process: progesterone metabolic process; hormone biosynthetic process. Gene Ontology annotation, molecular function: heme binding; oxidoreductase activity, acting on paired donors, with incorporation or reduction of molecular oxygen, reduced flavin or flavoprotein as one donor, and incorporation of one atom of oxygen; steroid 17-alpha-monooxygenase activity.